Conger conger (European conger) is the source of this 765-nucleotide messenger RNA. RefSeq names its product homeobox protein Hox-D12a-like. Lineage: Eukaryota; Metazoa; Chordata; Actinopteri; Anguilliformes; Congridae. The record is from RefSeq and is a predicted model, not a curated record. The transcript is spliced from 2 exons. Gene Ontology annotation, biological process: regulation of DNA-templated transcription. Gene Ontology annotation, molecular function: DNA-binding transcription factor activity, RNA polymerase II-specific; sequence-specific double-stranded DNA binding. The coding region runs from base 1 to 765 and encodes 254 amino acids.
AUGUGUGAGCACAAUCUUCUUAACUCUGGCUAUGUCGGUUCUCUCUUGAAUUUCCCCUCACCGGACUCUUUUUACUUCUCCAACAUACGGAGCAAUGGAGGCCAGGUCGCGGGGCUUUCCCCGCUUUCCUACAGCAGAAGAGACGUAUGCUCGUUCCCAUGGACUUCAUCAAGUUCGUGCACAUCUCCGCCGCAGAAUCGAGCCUUCGGCGGCUUCACUCAGCCGUUCAUUACAAACUCAACGCAUCAAUGUACGAGCCCAAAUAACCAUAAGGGCCAGCGCGAAGAUUCUAGUAAAUACUACUUUCAGGAUACAAACCUCAAGCCAGAAGAGGCAGAAAUGCAGACAUCAUCUUUUGCAGGUGACUGUGGAAUAACAUAUUCUGUUACUUCCCUCAAACAUGGAAUUUCCAACUUGGAGAGACUUUCCCAAAACGCCGGCCAUGCUGAACUGAAUUCCAGCCCUCAAGCAAUAACCGAAGGCAUCAAACAGUCGGCCAACUCCAAUGUUACAGUGGCAUCUUCAAGUGUACACUGGGGCCCUUUACAAGUGAGAUCCAGAAAGAAACGGAAGCCGUAUACGAAGCCACAGCUCUGUGAGCUAGAGAAUGAAUUCCUGAUGAACGAAUUCAUAAACAGACAGAAACGAAAGGAGCUCUCCGACAGACUGAACCUCAGCGACCAGCAAGUAAAAAUCUGGUUCCAGAACCGAAGGAUGAAAAAGAAAAGACUGAUUAUGCGCGAACGCGCAUUUUCAAUGUACUGA